AUGAGUGAAAGAGGGAAGAAAGAAAAACCAACCGAGAAAAAAGAGAGGAUGAAGAACAUCUUCAAGAAGCUUCAUAUAGGUAGCAGCCACGAUCCUCAUCGAUCCAAUGAAAUUCCGCCACCUGUACCAUCGCCGUCUGACGCCGCCGAACAUGUUACACCCACUCCUUCUUCCUCGUCGCCGUCUACUGCGACUAUUCCUCCUGCUUCCACUGGUGGUGGUUUGUCUGCGGUAGUCAAUCGGCAAGACUUUUUCUCAUCGGAAGAGGAAUUUCAGGUACAGUUAGCCCUAGCUAUCAGUGCUUCCAAUUCGGAGUUCCGUGGUGAUGAUCCGGAGAAGGAUCAGAUCCAUGCGGCAACGCUACUCAGUUUGGGAGGACAUCGGAUUGAUUCCAAUAAGGAUGAUGUGGCGGAGGCGCUUUCGAGGCAGUAUUGGGAAUACAAUGUGCUUGACUAUGAAGAGAAAGUAGUUGAUGGUUUUUAUGACAUAUAUGGCCUCUAUAAUGACCCAGCAAUGCAAGGAAAGAUGCCAUCUCUAGCUGAUCUUGAAACAAACUCAGGUGGUUCUAGCUUUGAAGUAGUCAUAGUUAAUAGAACAAUUGAUCCUGCCCUGGACGAGCUGGUGCAAAUUGCACACUGUAUAGCAUUGGACUGCCCUGUCUCUAAGAUUGAAAGAAGUACAGAAUUAAGGACAUCUCUUCACACAAGUGUAUUACCUCUUGGGUCCUUAGAUAUUGGGCUCUCUAGGCAUCGCGCUUUACUUUUCAAGAUAUUAGCAGACAACAUUCAGAUGCCUUGUAGACUGGUUAAAGGUAGUCAUUACACUGGUGUUGAGGAUGAUGCUGUCAACAUUAUAAAAUUAGAUGAUGAAAGGGAGUUUUUAGUUGAUCUCAUGGCUGCUCCUGGAACACUCAUCCCAGCUGAUAUUUUAAAUGCGAAGGAUAAUGCCUUUAAGUCUUACAACCCCAAGAUUGUGCCGAGUUUGCUUUCCGCUGAGGAAACUGAGCUUUCUUACUCAAGACCUAUACCUCCCUCUAAUGGUGAAGGCAGUAGUCAGACUUCUGUAAUAAAAGGUACGCUGCCUUGGAAUGGACAAUCAUAUACUGAGAAGUCAGAGUAUAUGCCUUCAAACUUUGGUUUGAACAGAGACACUGGUGUUGGUCCAUCUAAAAUUCCUAAUAGAGGGAGUCCUAAUCAACGGGAAAAUUUGCCACCUUCAUAUGCUAAUUCUUUGUACAAAGGUACUCUUGGAAUGAAUGCAGUGGGUGAUGGGACAAGAUUGAAUGUCAAUGUUGUGCCAUAUGCCCAAAACAACCCCACCGACCCUCAAAACCUUUUUGCAGAUCUGAACCCAUUCUUGAUAAAAGGGACUGGGAAGUCCUUUGUGCACAACAAACCUGUGGAAAAUAAACCUCCUGAGCACAGUACAAAAAACAAUGCCAUUUCUGGUCGGCCCGUGUCACCACUGAUGUGGAAGAAUCAGCAUGCCUACAACGAAGUCCCCAGAAAAACUAAUCAUAACCCUAGUGAAUAUUACCCUCCUUUAUUAAAUACCGAUCUCAGCACUUCCAAUUCAUCAUACAAUUCAAAUAUAAAUAAUGAUAUUAGUUCUCAAACCUCUGGACAAAUUACUGGUUCAGCCUCAUCAGCUGGCGUAGGUGAGCUGAACUGGACCGACGGUCUCAAUGCUAAUUUUAGAAGGGGUGAUUUAGAGAGUUCUCAAAAUGUCAUGGUAAAGGGAUUUAACGAACCCGAAAGCACUGAACUCGGAUAUCGUGACAGGAGGAAGUGCAUAUAUGACAGAUUCAUGGGAAGCAAUUUGCAAUUAAAUGAUUCCGAUGGUCCUAGCUCUUCAAUUGAUUCCAUUACAAACCGGGUUGAUCAAAUAUUGGAUGAUGCAGAUGUUGGUGAAUGUGAGAUUCCAUGGGAGGAUCUGGUUAUUGGUGAAAGAAUUGGUCUAGGUUCAUAUGGUGAGGUAUACCGUGCGGACUGGAAUGGCACGGAGGUUGCGGUGAAGAAAUUUUUGGAUCAGGAUUUUUCAGGCGCUGCCUUGUCCGAAUUCAAAAGAGAAGUACGGAUAAUGCGUAGGCUGCGUCAUCCAAAUGUUGUUCUUUUUAUGGGUGCUGUCACCCGCCCUCCCAAUCUCUCAAUCAUUUCCGAGUUUCUCCCGAGAGGAAGCUUGUACCGAAUUCUUCAUCGGCCUAAUUGUCAGAUCGAUGAGAAACAAAGAAUAAAAAUGGCUCUUGAUGUGGCUAGGGGUAUGAAUUGCUUGCAUGCCAGCACUCCUACAAUUGUUCACCGAGAUCUGAAGUCCCCAAAUCUUUUGGUUGAUAAGAACUGGAACGUUAAGGUAUGCGAUUUUGGGCUGUCAAGGUUGAAGCAUAACACAUUUUUAUCAUCCAAAUCAACUGCUGGAACGCCGGAAUGGAUGGCUCCUGAAGUUCUUCGCAAUGAACCUUCAAAUGAGAAGUGUGAUGUUUAUAGUUUUGGUGUCAUCCUAUGGGAGCUUGCCACUCUAAAGUUGCCAUGGACUGGAAUGAAUCCUAUGCAAGUUGUUGGUGCCGUAGGUUUCCAAAAUCGCCGCCUUGAAAUUCCUAUGGAAGUUGAUCCUUUAGUAGCAAGAAUAAUCUGGGAAUGUUGGCAACAGGAUCCAAAUUUGCGCCCCUCGUUUGCACAGCUGACGGUGGCUCUUAAGCCCUUGCAGCGUCUGGCUCUUCCAUCUCACCAAGACCAGGUAGCUCCACCUCUGCCUCAGGAGAUUUCUGUAAAUUCUACCCCAUGA
Messenger RNA from Vicia faba (fava bean), 2781 nucleotides. Lineage: Eukaryota; Viridiplantae; Streptophyta; Magnoliopsida; Fabales; Fabaceae. The record is from the annotation of a GenBank genome assembly.